Messenger RNA from Dovyalis caffra, 3570 nucleotides. The record is from the annotation of a GenBank genome assembly. NCBI's taxonomy places the organism in Eukaryota, Viridiplantae, Streptophyta, Magnoliopsida, Malpighiales, Salicaceae.
AUGGCUGCACCAUCAGAUUAUAUGGAGGAGGUGGGUCAGAGUAGUAAGGGUGAAGUAGAUGAUAUGGAUAUAGAUGACGACUCAAUGGACGCGACUAAUUUACGUGACUUGGGGGAAGAAACUCUGAGAGGUUUCUGUAGGAAGGCAGCAUCUUUGUUUUUUGAUGAGUACGGUAUCAUCAGUCACCAGCUGAACUCUUAUAAUGACUUCAUCAGUAAUGGGUUACAGAGGGCAUUUGAUUCAUUAGGCGAGGCUGUUGUUGAUCCUGGAUAUGAUGCAUCUAAGAAAGGAGACGGCGAAUGGAAACAUGCAUUAGUUAGGUUUGGACAGGUCACCCUCGAUCGACCAAGUUUUUGGGGUGGCUCAAAUGCUAAAGAGCAUAAUAUGCUUCCCAGGCAUGCCAGACUUCAGAACAUGACAUAUUCAGCAAGGAUGAAAGUGCAGGUCGAGGUUCAGGUAUACACUCGAAGGGUUGUUAGAAGUGACAAGUUCAAAACGGGGAUAGAUCAACUUAUUCAAAAGGAAGUCGUACAUACUGAAAACAGGGAAAUGAUAAUUGGAAGGAUCCCUGUUAUGGUGAAGAGUGACCUUUGCUGGCUGAAUACGGUUGAAAAGGGGGAUUGUGAUUUUGAUCACGGUGGCUAUUUUCUGAUCAAGGGUUCCGAGAAGGCUUUCAUUGCACAAGAGCAAAGUUGUCUGAAGAGACUUUGGAUUUCAAAUAGUCAGGGCUGGACUGUUUCCUAUAAAUCUGAAGUUAAGAGGAAUAGGUUGAUUGUUAGACUCGUGGACCUCUCUAAAUCGGAAUACAUUAAAGGAGAAAAGAAAGGCCUCUGUGUAUAUUUCUUGUCAACAGAGAUCCCUGUAUGGAUAUUGUUUUUUGCCAUUGGUGUGAGGUCAGACAAAGAAGUGAUAGAUUUGGUUGAUUAUGACAGCAAUGAUGCUAGCAUUGUAAAUAUAUUCUUUGCCUCAAUUCAUGAUGCUGAUGAUAAGUGCGAGGGUUUUCGUAAGAAAGGGGAAGCACUUCAUUAUUUGAACGUUCUGAUAAAAGAGUCCAAAUUCCCACCACCAGAAUCUGAAUCUAUUGAAGAGUGCAUUAGUGCAUAUCUGUUUCCCAGCCUCAAUAGCGUAGGGCAGAAGGCUCGCUUUCUUGGAUAUAUGGUGAAGUGCCUUUUACAGGCCUAUACUGGCCACAGGAAAUGUGACAACAGGGACAGUUUUAGAAACAAGAGGUUUGAGUUGGCUGGUGAGUUGCUUGAACGAGAGCUCAAAGUUCACAUUAUACAUGCACGGAAGCGCAUGACCAAGGCUUUGCAGAGAGAUCUUUAUGGAGAUCGUGAUGUGCACUCAAUUGAACACUAUUUGGAUGCUUCCAUAGUGACCAAUGGUUUGACAAGAGCAUUCUCAACUGGAGCAUGGUGUCAUCCUUUCAAAAGGAUGGAGAGGGUUUCUGGAGUUGUGGCAAAUCUUGGACGUGCAAAUCCAUUGCAAACGAUGUUAGAUUUGCGGAAAACAAGGCAGCAAGUCCAAUACACUGGAAAGGUUGGGGAUGCCAGAUACCCGCACCCUUCUCACUGGGGUAGAGUUUGCUUUCUCUCUACUCCAGAUGGUGAAAACUGUGGUCUUGUGAAGAACUUGGCUGUCACAGGAAUUGUCAGCAUCAACAUAUCAGAACCACUAGUUGACAAAUUCUUUGAUAGUGGAAUGGAGAAACUAGUAGAUGAUACCUACAUUAAACUGAAUGGGAAGCAUAAAGUAUUUCUGAAUGGGGAAUGGGUUGGAGUUAGUGAAGAUUCUUCUUUGUUUGUUAGUGAGCUAAGAAGCAUGCGGCGCAGGAGAGAAUUGUCAUAUCAGGUGGAAAUCAAAAGAGAUGAACAGCAGGGAGAAGUACGCAUAUAUUCUGAUGCUGGAAGGAUUUUACGUCCUCUUUUAGUUGUUGAGAACUUGGAUAAAAUAAAAGCACUUAAAGGGGGAAAUUUCACCUUCCAAUCUCUUCUGGACAAGGGCAUUGUCGAGUUUGUUGGAACUGAAGAGGAAGAGGACUGCUGUACUGCAUGGGGUAUAAAAUUUCUCUUAGAGGAAGCUGAUAGGAAGCAACCUAUGAAGUACACACACUGUGAACUUGACAUGUCCUUUUUAUUAGGUUUGAGUUGUGGAAUUAUUCCCUUUGCCAAUCAUGACCAUGCAAGAAGGGUCCUGUACCAGGCUCAAAAACAUUCUCAACAGGCAAUUGGUUUUUCCACAACAAAUCCCAACAUCAGAGUUGACACCCUGUCUCACCAAUUGCACUACCCCCAAAGGCCUCUUUUUCGUACAAUCAUUUCUGAUUGUUUUGGUAAACCUGGAUACCCACUCGGUCAUAACGCAGUCCUGCCAAAGCCGGAGUUGUUCAAUGGUCAAAAUGCUAUUGUGGCAGUUAAUGUUCAUCUGGGAUACAACCAAGAGGAUUCCUUGGUAAUGAAUCGUGCUUCUUUGGAGCGUGGCAUGUUUCGUUCUGAGCACAUUAGAAGCUACAAGGCUGAGGUGGACAACAAGGACCUAGCUGACAGGAGGCGGAAGUCUGAGGAGUCCAUAAAUUUUGCAAAAGUACAAAGCAAAAUCGGACGGGUUGACAGCCUUGAUGAUGAUGGUUUUCCUUUUAUUGGUGCUAAUAUGCAAAGCGGUGACAUUGUCAUAGGGAGAUGUGCAGAAUCUGGGGAGGAUCAUAGUCUAAAACUGAAGCACACUGAAAAGGGCAUGGUCCAGAAAGUAGUAUUGUCAUCUAACGACGAGGGGAAGAAUUUUGCUGUUGUGUCUUUGAGACAGGUUCGAUCUCCAUGUCUUGGAGACAAGUUCUCAAGCAUGCAUGGGCAAAAGGGUGUUCUGGGCUUUUUGGAGUCACAAGAGAACUUCCCUUUCACAAUUCAAGGAAUUGUUCCUGAUAUCGUCAUCAACCCACAUGCAUUUCCUUCACGACAAACUCCUGGUCAACUCUUAGAGGCUGCUUUAGGAAAGGGAAUCGCCUGUGGGGGCUCAAAGAGAUAUGCCACCCCUUUCUCCACUCUCUCUGUUGAUGAAAUCACAGACCAGCUUCACAGGACUGGAUUUUCUAGAUGGGGAAACGAAAGAGUUUACAAUGGUCAAACUGGUGAAAUGGUUCGUUCUCUCAUAUUUAUGGGUCCAACAUUCUAUCAGCGGCUGGUCCACAUGGCUGAAGACAAGGUAAAAUUCCGAAACACAGGACCGGUACACCCACUCACAAGACAGCCAGUUGCAGACCGUAAGCGUUUUGGUGGUGUCAAGUUCGGGGAGAUGGAGCGUGACUGCCUCAUAGCUCAUGGUGCGUCUGCAAACCUGCACGAACGUCUUUUUACUCUCAGUGACUCUUCUGAAAUGCAUAUUUGCCAGAACUGCAAACUCGUGGCCUCGAUCAUCCUACGGCCAGGUGCCCGCAAGAUCAGGGGUCCCUAUUGCCGGGUUUGUCAGUCUGGUGAAGACAUUAUCAAGGUUAGGGUACCUUAUGGGGCCAAGUUGCUGUCACAGGAGCUAUUCAGCAUGGGCAUAAGUUUGAAAUUUGAGACCAGGGUUGCUUGA